ACCGAACUUAAGAGCACCGGAUCCCUCCCCCAAAUCGCUUUUCUUCUUCUCCACGAUCCCAAAAAUCCCUAAAUUUGGACCAACCUCACUGUUACACGGAAAACCUAACCAAAUCUCAGAGAGAGAAAAGCGAUGAAGAUCACGGCGUUGCUGGUCCUCAAGUGCAACCCUGAAGGAUCCGACCCGGUCAUAUUGGCCAACGCCUCCGAUACCUCCCAUUUUGGCUACUUCCAGAGGUCCAGCGUCAAGGAGUUCAUCGUCUUCGUCGGCCGCACCGUCGCCCAACGCACCCCUCCCGGUCAACGCCAGUCUGUCAAGCACGAAGAGUAUAAAGUACAUGCUUACAACAGCAAUGGACUCUGUGCAUUGGGCUUUAUGGAUGAUCACUAUCCGGUUAGAAGUGCGUUUUCGCUGCUGAACCAGGUGUUAGAUGAAUAUCAGAAAAAAUUUGGUGAUUCUUGGAGGACUGCACAACAGGACAGCACAGAAUCGUGGCCCUACCUAAAUGAGGCUCUAACAAGAUUCCAGGACCCAGCAGAAGCUGAUAAGUUGUUGAAAAUUCAGAGGGAAUUGGAUGAAACAAAGAUUAUUCUUCAUAAGACUAUUGAUAGUGUGCUUGAACGAGGUGAGAAACUGGACAGUUUGGUUGAGAAGAGUUCGGAUCUGAGCACGGCAUCACAGAUGUUCUAUAAGCAGGCAAAAAAGACCAAUUCUUGUUGUACCAUACUGUAAGCUUCUGGUGCUAGCAUCAAACCCGUAAUGACAAUCCUGGUGUUUAAGUUGAAGGAAGACAAAUUGGCGAUUGUAAUAUUUCCAUGUCAUUUGUCAAUUGUUCGCUUGGCAGAAUUGUGUGGAUCUUCAUUUUCUUUUGUAUCAAAAAAGAAGGGAAACCGAAUAUUGAUAGUAUGGUUACCGUGUUUCUGUUUGGAAACACAAGUUUAUAUUUAACUGUGUGCUAUGUCAUGUUUGCGAUAUUCUCAUUUACGAUUUAUAAAUCUAUAUGCCAUUGCUUAUUCUUUUGAA
Rosa chinensis is the source of this 1023-nucleotide messenger RNA. Its product is annotated as VAMP-like protein YKT61. The record is from RefSeq and is a predicted model, not a curated record. The transcript is spliced from 6 exons. NCBI's taxonomy places the organism in Eukaryota, Viridiplantae, Streptophyta, Magnoliopsida, Rosales, Rosaceae. Gene Ontology annotation, cellular component: Golgi apparatus; membrane. Gene Ontology annotation, biological process: endoplasmic reticulum to Golgi vesicle-mediated transport. Gene Ontology annotation, molecular function: SNAP receptor activity. The coding region runs from base 133 to 732 and encodes 199 amino acids.